Hemibagrus wyckioides is the source of this 1725-nucleotide messenger RNA. RefSeq names its product zona pellucida protein C (gene zpcx). NCBI's taxonomy places the organism in Eukaryota, Metazoa, Chordata, Actinopteri, Siluriformes, Bagridae. Bases 21 to 1679 code for a protein of 552 amino acids. The record is from RefSeq and is a predicted model, not a curated record. The transcript has 7 exons. Gene Ontology annotation, molecular function: acrosin binding. Gene Ontology annotation, cellular component: extracellular matrix. Gene Ontology annotation, biological process: egg coat formation; positive regulation of acrosome reaction; binding of sperm to zona pellucida.
UGUGUAGUUUGCCUAACGUAAUGGGGAUGGUAGGGUUUUGUGUUUAUUUCAUAUUGUCUGCUAUAGCACCGUCUGUUGACUCGGUAGGUGUUCGUGAUGUCUGGCCAGACGUUGGCGGUGAAAUUUUAGCCAAAAGCUUUUUACGGACACCUCGUUUAAGCAAAGUUGGACCUAGCUUCCCAGUACCUUUUCAGAUCUGGAGCUUGAUUGAUCUAAGAAGCAGUUUUGAUCUAAGGUUGAUGAAUUCUUCUUGGAGUGGUCCUGCUGAGACUAAUAUCUACCAAAAAGGAGAAUCAGUGUACCUGCAAGUGUUUGCUUCAUCAUCUGCACCAGACCAGGAGCUCUUCAUCCAGUCAUGUUACGCUACACCAUCUUCAAACCCCAUGGAGAAAUCCAGAUCGGUUCUUAUUCUAAACAAGGGAUGCGUAUCUUCUAAACAGUCCGCUAUUGAGUUUGUCUCCAGACAGCGUGAUUCCAUUAACUUGUGCUUGGAUACCUCCAGUCUGAAGUUCUCACAGGUUUACCUACACUGCAGCAUGGUCUUCUCUUCUGCAGUGACCCCAGACACCAAAUCCUGCAACUACAACAAGAACAAUUCCCGCUGGGUUGAAUUGACUGGCCAAACAAGUGUAUGCGAGUGCUGUGCAUCAAAAUGUAAAGGUCCUCCUUCCUAUGGUGAAUUGAAGGCACUUGUGAGUACUGGUCCAUUCACCAUUAAGGAAGAGCAAAAUGAGGAACAAUCACUGUCCAGCUCUUUCAAUGCCACCGCCCAAGUUGGGUCUUCCACAGGAAUGAAUGGGACAGAAUCCAGAACUUUCCCAUCUCCAAUGGAAAAAGGCUGGAUUGUAGGCAGUGCCACUGUAUCUGGAAACUCUAAGAAGAAAGUUCCCUACAGCUUUCCCUGGCUCUCUCAACCUCUGCUGUCAGAGAGCAUCAGGGUUGUGAACCAAGACCCAGCAAGUGCUUUGUUGCCCUGGUUUCCAGGACUUUUUGUAGAUGUUUCACCUGAUCCAAUUCUGAAAAUGGUAAUCGAUAUCCCAGAGCAGAAGAGUUCAGCCGGUUUUGUUGGUGUGUCCAGUCAGGAUGUUGCUCCAAGUGAAAAAGCACACUCUGAGACCACCUCUGAAGAAAAGCAUCAGGAAGCUAAUGAUAGGAAAUCUCUAAUUCCUGAACGUGUAAGUGAAGUUUACACGGCUGACUUGCCUGGUUUAAGGAACGACUGGGAUUUGGGAGGAGAUGAUUCUGCGUUAGAGGGAGGUCACUCACCAGAGGAGGAACUGCGAGGUGACGUGUUUAUGAACUACAAAUGGCCGCAGCACUACGAUCUCCAGGAGGAUAUGGUGCAAGCGGAUGCUUUUGUGUCUCCUCAGAUGGAAAAGCUUCCCGAGAAGCCUCAGGAAAACGAGGUUAAAAAGCUUAAAGGAGAUGAUUUUGCAAAUCCGGGGUACGUGAAGAAAACAUUAACUUUCAGUCAAGCUUCAGACGGAUCCAGGUCUCUCAGCUAUGAGGAAGAAGAAAGGAGUCCGAGCAUGGAUGAGCGGGAGGUCAGGAAAAGUAAGCUGGAGACGGAAUGGAGAAAGGUGGAGGAAGAAGGAAGUCCAAAGGAAGUGGAAAAGGAUCUGAUGCAAUCCUUGCUGGAUAUGGUGAGGGGCUUGAACAAGACGAUGUAUGGUCAGUGAUGUGAAUGUCUGUAUCUAUAACUGACUUCAAUAAAAAUGCUGCAGG